GUUAAAUUCCGUUGGGUUAAGUUGCUGUUCUACGCUUGCGCUGUUUGCGUACUGCAUCUUCUCAUCUCCAGGGUGGGUUGGUUUUAUCAUAAGGGUCCAGGUUGGGUGUUGCAUCUGUUGCAGUCAUGGCGAAACGCAGGAUAACUCAGGAGACCUUUGAUGCUGUGGUCAGAGAAAACAUUGAGGAGUUUGACAUGGACGGCAGCGAAGCUUUGAAAGAGGCCAUCGAGCAGUUUGAAUCUCAGGGUGUGGAUCUCACCUUCAUUGUUAAAGCAGUGCCGAAAGUUUGUUCUGAAGAAAACGCAGAGAAUCAAACUCACGAGGUUCUCCAGGCUUUAGAGUCGCUCAAAACUGCAUUGGCGUCGCCGUCCGCAUCUGUCCGGGAGGAUCUGAGAGUCUUCACCGAACAGUGUUCGCUCAGCUUCGCACAACGAUACCUGGCCGCUCAAAAGGAGGCAUAUCCCACAAUCCUCGCUUGCUGCCGGAGAGCCGGUGAAGAGAAAGAAGAGCUUUCUGUUGCUCUAUCCGCUCUCUCAGUGCUAACAGACGGCCAGCCGGAUCUCCUGGACGUGGAAGGCCGAGAGUUUCUGAUCGGCGCUUUAACUGCGCACCAGACGGACGCCUCUCUCACCCUCCUGUGUGUCCGCAUCGUUCGCCACUUCAGCCUGAAACACGAGAACAACAGGCAGGUUUUGGUGAAGGCGGGCGUGCUGCCGCUGCUCACCCGGAGCAUCACACGCCACACGGCACAUCCCGAGGUCGUGAGGGAGGCCUGUGCCGCGCUCAGGGUCAUGACCUUUGACGAUGACGUGCGUGUCCCCUUUGGACAGGCUCAUGAACACGCCAGGAUGAUCGUGGUUGAGCAGAACGGACUGAAAGUCAUUGUUGAAGCUGCUAAAGCUCACUCAGAAAACACCUCAGUUCUCAGUGAACUCUGCGCCGCUCUGUCCCGUCUGGCCGUGAGAAACGAGUUCUGUCAGGACAUCGUGGACCUCGGAGGCCUGAACUUCAUGAUCACACUCCUGGCGGACGGCCUAGAUAGUCAGGAGCUCGUGAAGCAGGUGCUCAGUGCAUUGAAGGCCAUCGCUGGAAAUGAUGAUGUUAAAGACGCUGUCGUGAAUGCAGGCGGGGGGGAACUCAUCAUUAUGGCGAUGAACCGUCACAUGGGCAAGGCACAGGUGUGUGAGCAGGGAUGUGCGGCGCUGUGUGUUCUCGCCCUCCGCAAACCCAACAACUGUAAAGUCAUCAUGGAGUGUGGCGGCGCGCUGGCGGCCCUGCAGGCCAUGAAGAAUCACCCAGCUAACGUUAAUGUGCAGAAACAGUCCUGCAUGCUGUUGAGGAACCUGGUGGCCCACUCGCGUGACUACAGUCAGCCCAUUCUGGAGAUGGGAGCGGAGGCGCUGAUCUCGCAGGCUCUGGCGGCUCACAGGGACUGCGGUGACGUGGGUCGAGCCGCUCUCAGAGACCUCGGCUGCCAGGUGGAGCUGCGGGAGCUCUGGACAGGGCAGAAGGGAAGCCUCAGUCACUGAACCAACGUGUUUUCAAACGUCUGCUACACUCAAACAAUCACGAUUAAGUCCUGUGGAAACAUGUCCUAACUGUGGAGGUCAUGUGAUCAAACAUCCUUCCGGUAGAAUUGAAGACCACGUGCAUAGGAUGCAUUUCAAAUUACAAUAGUUUUU
Messenger RNA from Rhinichthys klamathensis goyatoka, 1682 nucleotides. RefSeq names its product armadillo repeat containing 6 (gene armc6). The coding region runs from base 126 to 1529 and encodes 467 amino acids. Gene Ontology annotation, molecular function: protein binding. Gene Ontology annotation, biological process: hematopoietic progenitor cell differentiation. NCBI's taxonomy places the organism in Eukaryota, Metazoa, Chordata, Actinopteri, Cypriniformes, Leuciscidae. The record is from RefSeq and is a predicted model, not a curated record. The transcript has 8 exons.